AUGCAACAUCAGAGGAAUUUUUUUCGAUAUCAAAUGGAUGAGGAAUUUAGGUAAGUUUAGGUAAGUCAAGCCUGAACUUGUCCUCGAGAACUACAAAUUUUGUAGGACCAGAAAAGGAGAAAUUAUUCGAAUGCGAACUAUUAAUGUGGCUGGAUUUACUGCAGGAUUCAGAUUUCGGAUAAAUUCAAGACGUCAGAUCGAUUGUGAUGGAAAACAUGGACAAGAAGAAGAAGAACAUUUUGAAAAACCGAAAAAAUCGAGGAAUCGGGGAAAUUAUAUUUGA
Messenger RNA from Caenorhabditis angaria, 283 nucleotides. Lineage: Eukaryota; Metazoa; Nematoda; Chromadorea; Rhabditida; Rhabditidae. The record is from the annotation of a GenBank genome assembly.